UUACACAUGGUUGUGUGUAUAUAUAUAUAUAGAACCCUCCAUCUUCUAACAGAACUUGCUCUCCUCCCUUCAAUGGCUAAAGUUUAUCCUCAAACUCCAUCAUCUUCAUCAUCAUCACCAUCAUCAUCUCCAUACAUAAGCUCAAAACAAGAAUGUUUCACAAUAUGGAUGAAGUCUUUGGUAUACAACAGCCAUGGAUGUACUACAUACAAUUCAAAUGGAGAAAUCGUGUAUCGUGUUGAUAAUUACGACAAGAAAUGCAGUUCACAAGUCUACUUGAUGGAUAUUCUAGGCAACGUUCUUUUCGCGAUACAACGAAAGAAACUAUCAAUUUUUGGAUGUUGGGAUGGAUAUAAGUGGGAUUUUUCCAAGAAACAACGAUGGUUUCGCGCUACAAGAAAUCGCAACACACUUCAUGUAGAUUUAGGGUUUGAUAAAAAAGGUUACAAGAUUAUUGGUGGAAAAUUAGGGUUCAAGAUUGUGAAUCUUGAUCAAGAUGGUGCCUUGGUUGCUGAGGUUAAACGAAAGCAAACAACGACAGGGAUCGAUCUUGGAAGCGAUGUUUUUAUGUUAACAAUAGAACCCAAUAUUGAUCAAUCAUUGAUCAUGGCAAUUAUUAUGGUUCAUGGGUUGAUUCAUCGUCAACUAUGAAGAUCAUUUUUGCAAGAUCUUAUUGUGGGUCUUGUUUAUUUUUAUGCUUAGAGUUAGAUGUUUGAAUUUUUUGAACUUUAAGGCCGUAUUUGAUUGUGGGUUCUAUUUUAUGCAAUUUUGGGAAGUGAAGAUGGGACUUGCAAAAUGAAGAUAUCGGAAAGGGGUGAGGAUGGUAUAGUGAAACCAAAUCUUUGUGAUAAGUUGUAAAUCAUACAAAUUUUGCUUGGUUUUUGGUGUGUAAUCAUGUUUUAAUUA
Helianthus annuus (common sunflower) is the source of this 906-nucleotide messenger RNA. RefSeq names its product protein LURP-one-related 11. The record is from RefSeq and is a predicted model, not a curated record. The transcript has 2 exons. Bases 7 to 651 code for a protein of 214 amino acids. Lineage: Eukaryota; Viridiplantae; Streptophyta; Magnoliopsida; Asterales; Asteraceae.